GGCAACCCCUCUCCCUCUCUCUCUCUCUGCAUUAGCUGUCACUACUACAACUGACGGGACCGGACCCUUUCGCCCUCCCUUUUCUCAUUCGCCCAAAUCCCAUUCAUUUCCGUUACGUUUAGUCUUCCAACCAAACGCCUCAUCCUAAUAUCUAUAUAUAAUAAUAUUUGCUUCUUCAGGUACUGUACGGCGCCAAACUCAGGUUGAACCCUUUCUAUAACAAUUAUAGUCUGUGCAUGGGAAGAUGAUGAAACGUAGAUUUCAGUUCAACGCUACACGGAACGGAGUCCAGGCCUCUGAUCCCAAUGAAGAAGAGGUGGAGUGGGAGAUGCGGCCCGGCGGAAUGCUGGUGCAGAAAAGAAGCGACAACUCUCAACUUAUUGCUCCGCCAAAUUUACGCAUUCGAGUGGCUUAUGGCGCCGCUCGCUAUCAGAUCUCUGCCAAUUCACAAUCAACUUUCGGUGAACUGAAGAAGCUUCUGGCGGUGGAAACGGGGCUGGAGCCCGGCGAACAGCGGCUGAUUUUCAGAGGAAAAGAUAGAGAAAAUGGCGAGUAUUUAGACACUUGCGGAGUGAAAGACCGGUCGAAGGUCAUCUUAAUCGAGGAUCCAGAAAGCAAAGAAAGAAGGCUGAUUGAGAUGCGCAGGAACGCCAAGAUCCAGGCCAUUCAUCGGUUGAUCGACGACGUGUCCGCGGAGGUAGAUAGACUGGCGGAGCAGGUCUGUAUAAUUGAGAAAUCAAUUGCAAAUGGUAAUAAAGUAGCAGAGCUGCAGAUCACGACGUUGAUCGAAAUGUUAAUGAGACAAGUGUGUGGAAACAUUAGAUGUGCUGAAGGAAUCAAAUGGGAAGGAGAGAGUAGAAGCUGUGGUUGUAACCACCAAGUGGGAGACCUUUGAGUCCUCUCCUGCAGUCCUAACCCAAUGGGAACUCUUUGAUUGACCAACUACCUCUGUGAUCGAUCAUAUAUAAUUUUUAUUAUUUUUUGCUAGUUAAUGUCUGCAGUUUAUAUUGUAGGAGUUUGAUUAGUUUGCGAACCAUGCAACCAUUGUAUUUGUAGUACUUGCAGCCGCUCCAGAGUGAAAUAUUUCACCGGCGAUGCCAUAUUUUCUCUUGCCCUUAAUAUUUGAUGAUAGCCUUUUAUCAAUAUGCUUUAUUAGGAGGACAAUCCUUCUCAUUCUUUCUCAAGAAUAAAUGAAAAUUUAAGU
Messenger RNA from Sesamum indicum (sesame), 1204 nucleotides. NCBI's taxonomy places the organism in Eukaryota, Viridiplantae, Streptophyta, Magnoliopsida, Lamiales, Pedaliaceae. The record is from RefSeq and is a predicted model, not a curated record.